This is a messenger RNA of Lycium ferocissimum, 2102 nucleotides long. RefSeq lists its product as uncharacterized. The record is from RefSeq and is a predicted model, not a curated record. The transcript is spliced from 2 exons. Gene Ontology annotation, molecular function: protein binding. Bases 329 to 1843 code for a protein of 504 amino acids. NCBI's taxonomy places the organism in Eukaryota, Viridiplantae, Streptophyta, Magnoliopsida, Solanales, Solanaceae.
GAAAGAAGAAAAAAAAAAAAAAAAAAAAAAAUGAGCCUCCGGGCAAUAAAUUCCAUGUUCCUUUUAAUUACCCAAAAUUAUCGGCAUUUCCUCUUCUUCCACCUCCACCGUGUCGCUUCAUUCUCCGAUUAUCAUCUUCUCGGAGCUUCACAUUAGCAUCAUCAACCUAAUAUCUCCGGUAUCUCAAUUAUCAUUUUUUUUCUUCUUAUUUUUAGUUUCCAUUAUCAUCAGGUACGUUUCAAUAUUUUUACUCACGUCUCAUUCUUUUUCUCUCUGAUCUACAAUAUUACCCCUAUACUUCCUGAUCUGUACACUAAAUAAAGAAACUAUGAAUUCAAAUUACGGGAAAUCAGGUAGUAAUAGUUUCGAUUUUGAUCUGGGUUUGAACUCUGGUCGAUCAUCAUCUCGAUCUCUCAACGAUCAGAAGAAUAAAACAUCAUCGUAUUCUUCUUCAUAUUCUCAAUCAAAACCUAAUUCUGGAUCUUCAUGGACUCAACCCAACAACAGCAAAUCAACAUGGACCCAUCAACCAAUCGGGUCGUCUUUAUCCGGCCCGAAUUCAAUGGCUGGUGAUAUAUUUGGUAAGACUUGGGGAUCUUCAGCUACUCCUUCAACCACUACCAAUUUAGCUUCAACUGUUGGUAUUCCUAAUAAAAACCCUAAUUUGUUUGGUGAUUUGGUUAGCUCUGCAUUGGGAGGUGGAAAUAAUAAGAGUAAUAGUAAUGUUCCCUUAAAAAAUGCUGCCCCAACUGCGAAUAAGACCGCGUUUUCGAUGGGUGGUAUGGCUGAUAAUCUGCCAAAGAGUGGCAAUUCUGUGAAAACUGGUGGUUAUAAUGUUAAUAGUUAUAGUGGUAGUGUUAAUCUGAGUGGUGGUAAUAGUAAAAGCACUAAUCUUGGAGGUACACCGUUGAAAAAUAUGGCUGGAAGUGGAGUUGGAGUUGGAGGGAUGGGUGUUAAUAAGGAUCCGUUUGGUUCGCUCGUUGAUUUUUCGACUAAGCCUGGGAAUAAUAUGAAGUCGAGUAGUAGUAAAGAAACUAAGAAGAAUAGUUCAGGUGAUAAUGUGUUUGGGGAUUUCCAAAAUGCGGCGAAAUCAGGUGGAUCAGUAUUUCCAUCUGAUCCGUUUGCUGCGAGUAAUGUUAAUGCUUCAACAGGGUCGAAUUCGGGUGGUGCUUAUGCGAAAGUAGAUGAUUUUGGAUUCACUAGUGCUCCGAGUCAACAAUCUGCUACUCAGUCUUCGGGUGUGGGUGAUUUUGGAUUCACUAAUACUCAGACUCAACCUUCUGCCACUCAGUCUUCGGGUGUGGGUGAUUUUGAUUCGCUUUUUGCAUCAACUACUGCUUCAUCUGGGGGUGAGAACCAGCAGUUUACAGGGGGUGAUGAUUGGGGGUUUGAAUCGGAGUUUGUGGGUGCUGACGAUAGCAGUGGGACAACUGAACUUGAAGGGCUUCCACCACCGCCUUCCGGUGUCAGUGCAUCCGCAGCGAAGAACAAAGGAAUGGAUAACCACAAGCAGGGACAGUAUGCUGAUGCCAUAAAAUGGUUGUCGUGGGCAGUCGUUCUUCUUGAGAAGGCCGGUGAUGAAGCUGGUGUAACGGAGGUUCUUUCAAGUAGGGCUUCAUGUUACAAAGAAGUAGGAGAAUACAAGAAGGCUGUGGCUGACUGUACCAAGGUGCUAGAACAAGAUAGCACGAACGUUUCCGUCCUUGUGCAGCGUGCUCUGUUGUAUGAGAGUAUGGAGAAGUACAAGCUUGGGGCGGAAGACCUCAGAACUGUUAUGAAAAUUGAUCCCGGUAAUAGGGUGGCAAGAAGUACCGUACACCGCUUGACUAAGAUGGCUGGCUAAGAUGCUUUUUGACAAUAGUUCUCUUAGCUUUUACUAGCACAGAUGAUUUGAGAACUCCCCUUGUCAUACAAAUUCUAGGGAACUUUUACGUAGAAAUUCUUCCCACAUAUUCUGGUUCUUGUUUUGUGAUCUAUUGUAUUUUAAUCAUAUUGUUGUUUGCCUCUGUGAACUUCCAUUAUAAUAUCUUGAAAUUGCUUUGUACUGGAAAAUUUGAACUGCUGCAAUAAUUCAUUUGACGUGUUCUCAUGCUUUUGGUCAA